Molecule: messenger RNA, 3871 nt
Organism: Rhea pennata
Lineage: Eukaryota; Metazoa; Chordata; Aves; Rheiformes; Rheidae
Gene: SEMA7A
Product: semaphorin 7A (JohnMiltonHagen blood group)
Exons: 14
Coding region: 65-2008 (647 amino acids)
Biological process (GO): regulation of inflammatory response; negative regulation of axon extension involved in axon guidance; integrin-mediated signaling pathway
Cellular component (GO): external side of plasma membrane; plasma membrane
Molecular function (GO): integrin binding; semaphorin receptor binding; chemorepellent activity
Source: RefSeq, a predicted model, not a curated record
CCCUCGUUUCCACUUAUUGGCUGCCCUGGACCCAGCCCCUCGCCCUUUACGGGGGAAGGCACUCAUGCUCGCAGUCUGCGGAUCCCCGCUCUCCGGAGAAGCAGAAAUGGGCAGGAGGUCCCCGGCUGCCCUCCUUGUGGCCCUGUGGGCCAGCCAGCUGGGCCUGUGGGCGGCGGGGCGCUCCAAGGUGAACCCCAGGAUCAUCACGGCUCCCCGAGGUGCAAGAGAAUAUGUAUUUCCCACGAAUGAGAAAUACCCUGUCUUUUACCAUAAAGAAAACAGUUCAGCCAUCUUUGUCGGGGGAGAGGGAAAGCUUUACUACUACGACUUUGCAACCUACGAGACAUACACGGAAGACUUCCCUGUGGUAAAAGAAGGACAGUGCAUGAACUCUGGAGGUCCGGAAGACAAUAAAAAUUACCUCACAUUACUGGGGGAGCAUGGAAAUGGGAUGUUAGUGUGUGGAACCGGUGCUUGCUCUCCUACCUGCUGGCACUGGGAACAGAAGAAGAAGGGCUCUCCAUGGGAUGGGAGAGGUAUUGCCCCUUUCAGCCCUGACUCGAAUUCCCUCGUCGUCGUUGACGGUCCUGAUAUCUAUUCCACCAUCAAGAAGAGCCAACAAAAUGGCAAGAUACCACGUUUCCGGCGAGUGAAAGGAGGUGGAGAGCUCUACACAAGUGACACUGUGAUGCAGAACCCCCAGUUUGUCAAAGCUACCACUUUGCGGCACGAAGAACCUCACCAGGACAAGAUUUACUACUUCUUCCGUGAAGACAAUCCAGAUAAGAGUCCCGAGGCACCCAGAAACAUCUCCCGAGUGGCCCAGCUGUGUAAGGAAGAUAAAGGGGGAACCAGCUCACUCUCUGCUUCCAAGUGGACCACCUUUCUGAAAGCCAGCUUGAUUUGUGUUGACCCAGUCACCAAGGGCAACUUCAACUGGUUGCAGGAUGUCUUCUUUGUCCCUUCGAGUAACUGGAGGGAUUCUAAAGUCUACGGGCUCUUCACAAACACAUGGGGAAGCUCUGCUGUUUGUGUCUAUUCCUUCAGGGACAUUGACAAUGUAUUUCGGACAUCCAAACUCAAAGGCUAUAAUGGACCCAACCCAGAUGUCAAGCCUGGACAGUGUGUUUCUUCUGGACAGCACACCCCAAGCGAGACCUUCAAGAUAGCCGACAGCCACCCAGAGGUGGAGGACCGAGUGGAGCCUCUCACCCCAACAAAGAGCCCCUUAUUCCACAACAAGCAUCGCUAUCAGAAGAUCGGGGUGCACGAGGUCUCUGCAGCAGAUGGACACCGCUACAACGUGCUUUAUCUGGCAACAGACAAAGGAUCCAUCCACAAGAUCGUGGAGUUGCCAGAUGGGGUGCAGAACAUCAUGGAGCUCCAGGUCUUCCCAAAGAAGGACCCAAUCCAGUCCAUGAUCCUGGACCAUCAGAGGGCAAUGCUGUACGUGGGCUCAACAGAUAAAGUUGUGGAGAUACCCAUGGACAUGUGUGGGGUGUAUCGUAACAACUGUGAGAGCUGCUUGCUGGCAAGGGACCCAUACUGCGGAUGGUCCGACGGGCGUUGUCAGUCAGUGUAUCGAGGCCGGGAGAUGCGUCAAAACCUAAAUCUGGGCUCCUGGAAAGAAAAGUGCCAAGGGGGUAGAAUUAAGGAAGCAGACAACUACCAGAACAUCACAGUUGUCCCUUUCUCUCGCUACUACCUCAACUGCCCUGUCGAGUCCCACUAUGCCACCUACAACUGGUAUCACGACGACUUCCUCAUCAAGACCUGUAACAACACCCACCCCCAGCAGGACUGCUUGCAUUUCAUCCAGAACGUGAGCCAUGCUCACUACGGCCGCUAUGUCUGCGUCUCUGAGGAGGACGGCUUCAGGCAGGCUUUGGUGAAGGAGCGUCUGGUGGGCCAGCUCAGAUUCAUGUCACAGAAGGGCCAGGCCACCUCAACACUUGGCUCCUGGUUGCAGCUACUCCUGAUGGUGGUGUUGGUGGAGCUCUUCCACUGAACAUGACAGGAUCGUGUUCUCACAUUCCGGUUCGCUGCUGCUCUUCCUCAACUUGCUGUCCGCUCCUGAGGCAAGAUCUCCAUUCUCUUAGUCACUCCUAGGACAUUAAUCUUUGACUGUCCCAGAAGGGAUCCUGCCACUCUGUGCAGCAACCCUUCCGUCUCAGGUCCUGGUGGAAGAGGUGACUCUCGGGCAUUGUGAGGAAGAUGCAACUACAAGGCCAGAUGGGGCAGGGUUUGGGGACAGGGAGGGAAGGGGUACCCUAAGACGCAGCGGACGUUCACUGCGAUGCUGAUGGGGUGGCUUCAGCCUCUCCCCCAACAUCUGCUGAUAGCUCUGUGCUAGUAAUGCUCAUGGGCAUAGACUGGGUGCCAGUUUUGUUCAGGGGACUAUGCGGAUGUGCAUGCACUGAUCCUCAGGGCCUGGUGACUCCUCUCUUUGGGAACAUGCAUGUGAUGAAGAGGAGGAGCCAGCCCUUGGCCUUACCAGCUGGUUGAUCUGUGCUUCUCUCCAAGCAAGGACUAAUGCCUCCAGGUUCUUAGUGGCUAAGGUCUGUUCGAAUCGACAAGGACCUGGAGUGCUCCUUGUGUCACCUGUGAGUCCUUUCCUGGCCUGGUCACAGGAGUCAGAAGAAUCGGACCCUGGGGGAACGUUUUGUUUUUUGUAGAUGUGGGAGGAACUAGCAUUGGUUUCCUGCAGGAAAGGGCAGGCACAGAGUUAGCGUUUUGCAUGGAAAGGACUUGGAGGGUGACUAGAUUUGGCAGGUGUGAAAGGACAAACCAAAGGCCCUCGCUUUCCCGGAGAUGGGAAGGGCAGCCCAAACCGGAACCUGGGUGGCCCUGAGAAGAAGUUCAGAUGCACACGUCUUCUGUAGGCAGCUAAAGGUGCUUAUCUGUGGUCAGCCUGCUCCCAGUGCACCUUUCCUCCAAGCGAGGGACCAGGCUUCCUCAGGGAAAGAGGAGGCAGGCUGCAGAUCUUGGGGUGCUGCAAACAGGCGUAACCUCCCUGGGCAGAGCCGAGCCGAGCCGAGCCGAGCCGAGGGGCUGCCUCUGUUUCCACCACCCGGGAGCAGAUCUGCCUCCCUCCCUCGCGGCGAGUGCUGAGGGAGGGGGAGGUGAAGCAGCACGCUUGCUUCCCUUGGCCUUUGAGACCUCCAAGCAAGACUAAACUGUGAAAAUUGGGAUUCUCUCCUGAGGCCUACGUCCAAGGGGUGAUCCCACAGCUUGUCCAAGCCUUUUCCAGCCCUCUUGGCCCCCAGAACACCCCGCCUCAGGCAGGCCGUGUGACGGCGGGACAUCCUAUCGACGUGCUUCCAGUUGCCCGUAAGGGCAGCACGACUCCUGCUUCGUGCCCGCUCGGGAGCGCUGGAGCGGGCCGGGCAGGCGGCGCGGCCGGCCCGGGAGCCGGGUCCCCAGGUUUCCGCGACCGCAGGCUGCGGGCGGCGGGCCAGAGGUUCCUACUGCACUACAUUUCCCCACCAACCUUCGGAGUCUAGAGUUGAGCUUGUUACAUCUCUUCUCAAAGCACUUUAACUUUGUGAACUAACAAAUACCUAUUUAUUAGCCGCCGAGGAUUACUGUACUUGUAUAAUUUUAUAAUAUUGUAGAAAGGAGGUGCGAGUUAGGAAAAUAACAGCUACCAAAAAACCUCUCAGAGCUGUGACCAAAGCGCCAGCGUGAUUGUGGAAAUAAAAGAGCGGAAAAGAGCAGGCGGAGCGUUGCGUUGGGGGCGAGGAGCGCGGGGGCCACCCGCCGCCCCGGCCCCCAGCCCGCCGCCACUUCUUGCUGCCCCCCCCCGUUUGCAGCGCGCCCUUCCCGCGGGCUCGCGCCGCCGUUGGGCCCGCGGUGGGUGGGCGGCCAGCCG